AUGGACACAUCACUAAUUAAAACAGUUAACAAGCUACAAGAUGCUUUUGCAACUGUCGGAGUUCAGAAUCCCGUUGAUCUACCACAGAUUGUAGUUAUUGGCUCUCAAUCGAGUGGUAAAAGCUCCGUAUUGGAAAACAUUGUGGGACGCGAUUUUUUGCCAAGAGGAACAGGAAUUGUAACUCGAAGACCUUUGGUAUUACAACUCAUAAACCGACCGUCCUCAAAUCCAAAAACUAAUGGUAUCGAAGAGUCGGAAACUGCUGGCAAACCGAAGACUGAAACCAGUAAACAAAAGGUUUCAGAUGCUAACGAAGAUUACGAAGAAUGGGGUGAAUUUCUGCAUCUUCCCGGUGAAAAAUUUUCUGACUUCAAUAAGAUUCGUGAAGAAAUUGUUAAAGAGACUGAAGCAAAAACGGGAACUAAUGCUGGUAUCUCUCCGCAACCCAUCAAUCUAAGAAUAUAUUCGCCCAACGUUCUUACCUUAACUCUUGUCGAUUUACCUGGUCUUACAAAAGUUCCCGUCGGUGAUCAACCAAAGGACAUUGAGAAACAAAUCAGAGAAAUGAUCUUGAAAUACAUUACUAAACCAAAUGCAAUCAUUCUUGCUGUUACUGCGGCUAACACUGAUUUAGCCAACUCCGAUGGGUUGAAAUUAGCUCGUGAAGUUGAUCCUGAAGGAAAUUGUUAUGUUAAAGAUAUUAUCAAAUUCAGGGAUCAAGGGACAGAUGUCGUAGACAUCUUAGCGGGACGUAUUAUCCCCUUAAGGCUAGGUUAUGUGCCUGUGGUUAACCGCGGACAGCGAGAUAUUGAUAGUAAGAAAGCGAUUUCCGAUGCGCUUGAAAAAGAAAGUCAAUUCUUUGAAAACCAUCCAUCUUACAAGAGCAAGGCACAAUACUGCGGUACACCAUUCCUUGCACGAAAGCUAAAUAUGAUCCUCAUGCAUCAUAUUCGCACCACGCUUCCUGAAAUCAAAGCUAAAAUUCAUGCAGUGCUUUCUAAAUAUCAGACUGAAUUAUUAUCACUUGGAGAUCCAUUAGAAGAAGGCAAUAAUCAUGGCAAUAUUGUUCUGAACAUUAUUACAGAAUUUUGCACCGAAUUUCGCACUAUUGUUGACGGAAAUUCGAAUGAACUUUCUUCGUUUGAAUUGUCCGGUGGUGCUCGAAUCAGUUUUGUUUUCCAUGAAGUGUUUGCAUCUGGUGUAAAGUCGAUAGAUCCAUUUGAUCAAGUGAAAGAUGUGGACAUUCGAACAAUAUUAUAUAAUUCCUCGGGAUCGUCUCCAGCUCUUUUCGUAUCCCCUACUGCAUUCGAAGUUAUUGUUAAACAACAGAUUAGGCGCCUAGAAGAACCUAGUUUAAAAUGUUCAACGUUAGUGUACGAUGAAUUGGUUCGCAUUCUAACUAAUUUGUUACAGAAACAGCUCUUCAAAAGGUUCCCAGGAUUGAAAGAAAAAGUUUAUCUCGUAGUUGUUAGCUUUUUCAAGAGGGCCAUGUUACCCACAAACAAACUUGUACAGGAUCUUGUCAAUAUGGAAGCAUGUUACAUCAAUACGGCUCAUCCCGAUUUUUUGAAUGGUCACAAAGCCUUGACUAUGAUUAACGAGAAGCUUAACCCACCAAAGCCCAGUAAUCCCACCGUAGAUCCGAAAUCAAAUCGUGGAAGCAUUAACAACCUGAUUAACUCUAACCCGCUGCUCGACAGUGAUGGAGGUAAUACUGGGUUCUUUGGAAGCUUUUUCUCGAGCAAUAAAAAAAAGAAGCCUGGCGUUAUGGAACCGCCGCCACCAGUAUUAAAGGCAUCAGGAAAUUUAUCUGAGCGUGAAUAUAUGGAGACCGAAGUGAUAAAACUGCUCAUUCAAUCUUAUUUCAAUAUCGUGAAGAGGACUAUUAUUGACAUGGUUCCUAAGGCAAUCAUGCUUAACCUCGUGUCAUUUGCUAAAGAGGAGCUUCAACGUGAAUUGCUGCAGGAACUAUACAAAGCCGAAGUUUUGGACGAAUUGCUCAAGGAAAGUGAUUAUACUCAACAAAGACGAAAAGAAUGUAAAAAGAUGAUUGAAGCUUUGCAAAGAGCUGAUGAGGUCUGUGGAAUAUUUUAG
This is a messenger RNA of Acaulospora colombiana, 2094 nucleotides long. NCBI's taxonomy places the organism in Eukaryota, Fungi, Glomeromycota, Glomeromycetes, Diversisporales, Acaulosporaceae. The record is from the annotation of a GenBank genome assembly.